CGUGACUGUUCCACAGAGGGCUGUGGAUGCAGACCAUAAAGGACUUCAGUUGAUUUGUACAGUGCAUGUACCGUAUGUGCCCGGUGAAGCCAGCCCGGGGAGGGGCAUUGCAAGCUGGGCUUUUGCUGCAUUAUUUUGCCCAGUGUGCAUCGAGGUGUAUUCCUAACCUAGCCGCGCUUAGUUGGACGGAGCGCAACACUGGAGGAGACAAAGGAGUGCGUGCCGCUACAGAACUCUGCUCUCGGACUUUCGCUUCUGUGCAGCAGUGGAGACUGAGAGGAGAGCGAUGAGCGGUAUACUGAAAAGGAAGUUUGAUGAGGUGGAGGCGUCCUCCUCGCCCUGUUCCUCCUUGCGGGAGUCUGAUGACGAGGUCUCCUGCAGCGAGAGCGGGGACAGCAGUGACAGUGUCAACCCCUCAGCCUCAGGCCCCUUCACCCCGGAUUCCAUCCUGAAGAGGGAAAAGCGUGUGAGGACAAGAAGGGUGCAUUUUGAGAAUGUGACGGUGUACUACUUCAGCCGGCGCCAGGGCUUCACCAGUGUGCCCAGUCAGGGGGGCAGUACUCUGGGCAUGUCCAAUAGACACAGCUGUGUCAGGCAGUACUCCCUGGGAGAGUUUUCCCUGGAGCAGGAGAGGAUCCAUCGAGACAUGCUCCGAGACCAUCUGAAGGAGGAGAAACUCAACUCAAUUAAGCUGAAGCUGACCAAGAAUGGCACAGUGGAGUCUGAGGAGGCCAACUCACUCACGGCGGAGGACAUCUCUGACGACGACAUUGACCUGGACAACACAGAGGUAGACGAGUACUUCUUCCUGCAGCCCCUGACCACAAAGAAGCGGCGGGCUCUGCUGCGGACCUCGGGGGUGAAGAAGAUUGACGUGGAGGAGAAGCACGAGCUACGGGCCAUCCGGGUGUCCAGGGAGGACUGUGGCUGUGACUGCCGAGUGUUCUGUGACCCUGAGACCUGUGCGUGCAGCGUAGCAGGAAUCAAGUGCCAGGUGGACCGCAUGUCUUUUCCCUGUGGAUGCACCAAGGAGGGCUGUAACAACACGGCCGGCAGGGUGGAGUUCAACCCCAUACGUGUGCGCACCCACUUCCUGCACACCAUCAUGAAGUUGGAGUUGGAGAAGAGCCGUGAGCAACAGCAGGCCUCCCCUGCCAACAGUUACCAUGGUGAAAGCAACGGCCACGGCAACCCGUUGGUCCAGAGCCAGCGCAGUCUAGAAUACUCUCUCUCAGACCCAAUAGUCCAACAGUCUGCCAUCAUGCAACUCCAGUCAGCCGACGACAUGGACGGGACUCUGGAUGACGAAGAUGAGGACGAGGAGGACGAGGAAGAGAAUGAAGAGGACGAGGAGGAUGAGGAAGACAGUAGCAGUAUAUGCAGCAGACUGUCUGACUCCAGCACCCAGAGCUUGGCCAACAGUGACUCUGAGGAAGAGGAAGAAGAAGAGGAUGACGAAGAGGAGGAGGACAAAGUAGAGAACUUUGAGAAUGGAGUGGCCGCAACGCCCGUCUCCCACACGGAGGUCGUCCCCCUGUCCUCAGUGCUGUGUUACUCUGACGGCACAGCGCCGCACCACAACCACGCCAAUGGGAACUCUUUUUUACCCAGCUCCCCGGCAGAGUAUUACCAGCUGGAGAACCCUGGUGCAGUUGCCUCGGCCAACGGGACGACCAGCCAACCCAGCCAAACCUACGGAGAGGCCUCGUCGUUCCCGCACUCCGCCAGCACCUGUAACGGGUCCGUGGUGCAAGCAUCGUUCAACACGACAGGGCCGUACACAGACUCUCCCCACCGGGAUGCGGAACCGUACGCCAGCCAAUGCUUCACCCUGACCAAUGGCACGGCAGCCGCUACCACCAUGGGCUGCUGCUCACCUGACCUCGACAACAACGCGGUCCGAUCUAAAGGAGCGUUCCCUGAGCAGGCCGCGGGCCUCAGCCAGUUCCACAACCACCUGAACAACAAGAGCUCCCUGGAAGGCUGGGGUGGUAAUGGGAAGUGUUUUGUUGCAGAGCAGCCAAAGGAAGUGUCUAUUGCUAAUGGUCUGUCUGAUGGGCCUUCUCUAGUAGAAAGUACAAUGAUCACUCCAUUAGCAGAGAAUCUCCCACAGGUUACGCCAGUUUAGUGGUCAUUGCUCACCUGCCUGUUUAGGCUUCAUAUUGGUCUUUUCCAAAUGAACAUGGCUGACCAAGUGUUAUUUAUGGAGAUUUCCAUUGCCUUUAAUGGGAACAAAACUUUCCAAAUCAUUUUCAAGACCAUACAUAGUAAUUUGACAUUAUUUAGCCACACUUUCCUUAACUGACAAACAUUUCUAAUGAACCACCUGAUCUCUAGUAGUAUUCUUAACUGCAAUCUGGAGGCAGUCGACAAAAACUGAAAAUCUGUAAGCCUGUGCAAUGUAUCUUGUAAUUUCAAAGGUAAAGUUUUAAGCGGAUAUUGUGAAUGGAAAUUUUACAUGUCUAUGUGUCAAAUGUGCAAAAAUGGAAUUGUCACAGUUUAUUUAUUUGUUCUGAAAUGUGUAUAGCUAUAAAUGUUUUGAUAAUUAUAAAUGCAUGUUAUUUUGGGGCUUUCGAUGGCAUUCAUCAGAAUUGACUGUGUGGCCAAUUUGGGUUUAUAAAAAUGUGUAUCAAUGUACUGUACAAACCUUACUAUUGUGUUGUCACUUGUAAUCCAUGCUUUUAUAUUGUUUGGAAAAGCUUGAAAAAGGAUAGAAUUUGUAAUUAUUACUGGUUUAUAAUGCCAAUAAGCAUAAUUUCAUCUAAAUUAUCAAAAUGAUUCACAGCUGUUUGCACUUUUGUAAAUGUGUAUACAGGGAAAUACUAAUGUAGCACUUUGACUUGCAUCUCUGAAAUACCAUAUACAACUGUCAAAUCUAUGGAAGCAACAGGAACAUAGUAUAAUAAAUAUUUUAUGGACCUCAGUUUAAAUAAAUAAUUAAAGCUACAGUACAUGAAUAAAAGCCAGGGAUAAUGUUGGUAUUGCUGAGUUGGAUGAGAAAUUAUUUCAAAGAUCUAUUUAUAUCAACAUUCCAUUCUCUCAUGACAAAUGACAGAAAACACACGAAGAGAUAUUAAAGACAUCAACGUUCUUUAAAUUAUUUAAGUGUGAAGUGCAAUAGUAAGAGGAAAUAUGGGGCCUGAAAUGUUGGACAAACUAUCACUACGUUUCACAGUAAGCAGCGUCUGUUUCUUGCAUGACGCGCAGAAAGCAGUUAUUCUCCACCGGGAAAAAGUUGCACAAUCAAAGGUUAAACUCGGCCUAUGAUUUCUGUCCGAACCAGUUGAAAGAAUCACUUAAAACCCAGAGACGCUGGAAAGGAUAACUGAACCGGUCAUAUGAAAUAACUUAGGAAGGAAUGCUAUUGAAGGGAAUGCUCCAGAUAUGCAUUGUUUCAACUAUAAUCCUUUCCCUUACCUUAGAGCGGCUACUGCUGCAUGUAGCCCCAUAGUCUGCUAAACCAGCAGUGUGUAUUCAUCCAACAUGAUCAUACUCUCCUUUGUAUUAUUACCACUUGAUUUGUGAUUCUGCUUCUAACUGAAACACAAAGUAAUAAUGUUAUUUGAUCUCAGUGGCAAAGUGUAUCCAGCUGUCAGGCAAUCAGUGCUACUGUAUCAGUAUGGCCCAUACAGUAUCAGUGCCAAAGCAUUCAUGAACAGGCAAGAUAGUGACAUUGCAUCCAGUUGAAUAACCCUGCUGUGUUUAUUAUUUUCCGUAUUUAUUAUGAAUGAUGUUGAAAUGUGUAUUUAUUGUGGUUUACGGAACAGUCUGUAUUGAAUAAAAUGUUUCUGUCUUAAAUUUA
Messenger RNA from Esox lucius (northern pike), 3802 nucleotides. It is a transcript of the gene csrnp3, whose product is annotated as cysteine-serine-rich nuclear protein 3. Gene Ontology annotation, molecular function: DNA-binding transcription factor activity, RNA polymerase II-specific; sequence-specific DNA binding. Bases 287 to 2128 code for a protein of 613 amino acids. The transcript has 5 exons. NCBI's taxonomy places the organism in Eukaryota, Metazoa, Chordata, Actinopteri, Esociformes, Esocidae. Gene Ontology annotation, biological process: regulation of transcription by RNA polymerase II. The record is from RefSeq and is a predicted model, not a curated record. Gene Ontology annotation, cellular component: nucleus.